Molecule: messenger RNA, 1719 nt
Organism: Lontra canadensis (Northern American river otter)
Lineage: Eukaryota; Metazoa; Chordata; Mammalia; Carnivora; Mustelidae
Gene: DNAAF6
Product: dynein axonemal assembly factor 6
Exons: 7
Coding region: 170-829 (219 amino acids)
Biological process (GO): flagellated sperm motility; axonemal dynein complex assembly
Cellular component (GO): cytoplasm
Molecular function (GO): dynein intermediate chain binding; protein-folding chaperone binding
Source: RefSeq, a predicted model, not a curated record
CCGUUGGUCAGAUCCGUUGAGGAUGGAGAAGCAGUCAGACUAUGCUUGAGGGGGCUAAAGUGUCGUGUGCAAAGACUACUUGUACUUAACCUCAGCGAGGCUGCUACUCACCAACAGUUGAUCAGAGACUGAGUAUCCUAUGUCGUGGGACUAUACCUGUUAAAAGAACAUGAAUUCUGAAAAUAUGGAAUCUGAAAAUGCGGAAACCGAAAAUAUGGAAACUGAAAAUCUAGAAUAUGAAAAUAUGGAAAUUGAAACCAUUUCUUCAGUUUCAGCUCUGCAAGCCCUCUCUAAGCUACUUUAUCCCGAAGAAGAGGAUGAUUUUGAGUCUGGACAGCCAAAUUGUUCAUCUGUCCUUGGAGCCAUGGGUCCUGGGAAUAUUGGACCACCAACAACAGAAGAGGUCCAAGUCAUCCCUCAAAGCAGUGAUGAAAACGGCGAGGCUAUCUGGAAUCCAGAAGAGGUUCCAGAGGGAGCAGAGCAUGAGGACAUGUGGGAUGUUAGAGAAAUACCAGAGUAUGAGAUAAUAUUCAAACAGCAAGUGGGAACUGAGGAUAUUUUCCUAGGAUUUUCGAGAAAAGACUCUUCAACCGCAUGUUGUGAAGAUCUAGUGGUUAAAAUUAAACUGCCAAAUACAAACCCUUCUGAAAUUAAAAUUGACAUCCAAGAAAUGGUUCUUGACCUCCGUACUCCUGAUAAGAAGCUGUUGAUAACCCUUCCCCAUCCUGUGGAAUGCAACAGUGCCAAGGCCGUCUAUGUUCUGGAGACUGAGACUCUUGAAGUCACCACAACUUUGAAAAGGGAGUUGGAUUUCAUUAAUUUCUUCUAAAACUUCAUGAGUAAGGAGGAAAAGGGGUACAUUGGAGUGCUUAAAAAAAUAAAAGAAAACUUUGGAAAACAUUAGUUAAUGUUUUCUCUCUUCUUUAUUACUCUGACAUAUUUCAGAAAGGGUCUCAAUUCAAUUCAAGUGAGAUCCUGAUCUUUUGACAGUCAUUUCUAUUACUCUGAUGGAAAAUAUUGUUUUCUCAUAUUCAUAAGCUAUUCCAUUUUUAUAGCAAUAGCUGGAUAUAGCUGACAGGUUAUCCAGUUAGAUUACUGCAUGGUCAAUUAAAACUGAAAUAUGACCAUGAAAUGGUUGGUCCACUUAUUUCAGGAGUCUGAAGAACUUAAGCCGAUUAAGUAUAUACUAUGAUACAAUCAGUUGCAUUGCAGUUGGUCGUUAUUAUUACCAGAAAAGUUUAUUUGGUUGCCUUUUCAUUGAUUUUAUCAAAUGAUUUAUAGUGUUCUCUGGUUAGGCUUUCACAAUUCUGGAAGAUACAAAUAACAAAAGAUUAUAAAUAGUUUGGUGUACCAUACUAACACGUUUUACUUGAAUAAGAAAUACUCCAGAGCACACAGCAUUAUUUUGCUUCCUCAGUCUUGCUCUCCAUGUUUGGAUCUAGUUGGGUUAAAAAUAGUCUUCCUUUUGUGCUCUAAUAAUUAGUAGCAAUGCCUUUUGGGGUACUGUGUGUAUAUUUAGUAUCAAAAUCCUUGACAUUUAAAAGGAAUAUAAAGGAAAGCAUAGUGCAUUUACAAAAGCUGUUCUUUCUCAUUUCCUAUCUUUAUUUGUAAUUGGCCAUACCUAUUUUUAUGAAUUAUGUCAAUGUCACCUGCCUCUUCUAGACUGUAUUGCCUGUUUAUUUCAGAAUUAUUUAUGAAUAAAUCACAUUUUAAACCUCA